UUGUCCUGACAUUUGGGUAGAGUCCCACUUCACGAACUACAGUGUUAGUAUUGGAUGUUACCAGUUUGAAACAAAACAACCCACGCAGAAUUCUGUUUGGCAUAUUCUGGCAACAUAACGUGAUUCCCUAACGAGGUUCCGUGGCAGCUCAAAUUUUGUCCUUCUCCGCAAACUCGCCACGUCAGCCUCAAUAAAACAUUCACCAUCACCAUGUCUUCUCAGAAUUCGGUCCAAAGCAUUAGUUCUCUUACCAAACUUGCUCCACUUGAAGCAGUGCUCUUUGAUGUAGAUGGAACCCUUUGUGAUUCUGAUCCUCUCCAUUACUAUGCUUUACGUGAUAUGCUACAAGAGAUUGGUUUUAAUGGAGGUGCUCCAAUAACAGAGGAAUUUUUUAUUGAGAAUUUUACUGGCAAGCACAGUGUUGAUACUGCCUUGGCUAUCUUUCCUAAUGAUCUGGAACGAGGUUUAAAAUUUGUAGAUGAUAAGGAAGCCAUGUUCCGAAGAUUGGCGGCAGAACAGCUGAAGCCUUUGAAUGGCCUCGAUAAAGUGAGGAAAUGGGUUGAAAAUCAUGGUCUAAAGCGAGCUGCAGUGACCAAUGCUCCAAGACCAAAUGCAGAACUCAUGAUCUCAAAAUUUGGUCUCUCAGAUUUCUUUGAUGCUGUUAUUAUUGGCGACGAUUGUGAACAUGCCAAGCCUCAUCCAGACCCGUACUUGAAAGCUCUUGAAGUUCUGAAGGCAUCAAAAGAUCACACAUUUGUAUUUGAGGAUUCUGUUUCUGGGAUCAAAGCUGGAGUUGCAGCUGGGAUGCCUGUUAUUGGUUUAGCUACACGAAAUCCAGAACAUAUACUGAUGGAAGCAAAGCCUGCUUUUCUGAUUAAGGAUUAUGCUGAUCCAAAAUUGUGGGCUGCUCUAGAAGAACUUGACAAGGCGGGUGCACAUUAAGUUUGAAUUACUAGUUCAACUGACAGAAUUUCUGAAUAAAAACGAGCAAGUAAGGAAGAUUUCAUAUUAAAUUCACCGGUUUGCCUGCAUAAUUUUGUUGUGGGAACGAUGUUAUAAUACCAGUUCAGGAUCAAGGUUGCUUUGGAACUGAUGGCAAAUGGUUAUAUUCUAUUUGCAAUAUAUAGAAAAAACUGGAGUACAAUUUAGAUUUUUCAAUCUUUUCAUAAUAUUGUUUGUCAAAUAAUCAUAAGCUUAAUUUCAGUUUG
This is a messenger RNA of Abrus precatorius (Indian licorice), 1208 nucleotides long. RefSeq names its product haloacid dehalogenase-like hydrolase domain-containing protein Sgpp. The record is from RefSeq and is a predicted model, not a curated record. Bases 211 to 942 code for a protein of 243 amino acids. The transcript has 6 exons. NCBI's taxonomy places the organism in Eukaryota, Viridiplantae, Streptophyta, Magnoliopsida, Fabales, Fabaceae.